Hirundo rustica (Barn swallow) is the source of this 1925-nucleotide messenger RNA. It is a transcript of the gene ORMDL3, whose product is annotated as ORMDL sphingolipid biosynthesis regulator 3. The record is from RefSeq and is a predicted model, not a curated record. The transcript is spliced from 4 exons. Lineage: Eukaryota; Metazoa; Chordata; Aves; Passeriformes; Hirundinidae. Gene Ontology annotation, biological process: intracellular sphingolipid homeostasis; ceramide metabolic process; negative regulation of ceramide biosynthetic process. The coding region runs from base 121 to 582 and encodes 153 amino acids. Gene Ontology annotation, cellular component: endoplasmic reticulum membrane.
GGGCCGCCGGGAGCGCACCGGGAGAGCACCGGGAGCGCGGCGGAGCGAGCGGCGGCCCCGCCGAGCCGAGCCGGGCCGGAGCGGGCGGGAGCGGGGCUCCCGUCAGCCACGAGAGCCAGGAUGAACGUGGGAACGGCGCACAGCGAGGUGAACCCCAACACGCGGGUGAUGAACAGCCGCGGCAUCUGGCUGUCCUACGUGCUGGGCAUCGGGCUGCUGCACGUCGUGCUGCUCAGCAUCCCCUUCUUCAGCGUCCCCGUGGUCUGGACUCUCACCAACAUCAUCCACAACCUGAGCAUGUACAUCUUCCUGCACACCGUGAAGGGAACUCCCUUCGAGACCCCGGACCAGGGCAAGGCCCGGCUGCUCACGCACUGGGAGCAGAUGGAUUAUGGAGUCCAGUUCACCGCUUCCCGCAAGUUCCUCACCAUCAUGCCCAUCGUCCUGUAUUUUCUAACCAGCUUUUACACCAAGUACGACCGGAUACACUUCAUCAUCAACACCAUCUCCCUCAUGAGCGUCCUGAUCCCCAAACUGCCUCAGUUCCACGGAGUCCGGAUCUUUGGGAUCAACAAGUACUGAGCGGCGUGGCCGGAGCGGACGGCGGGGGAGCGGGGCAGAGGGGGGGGAUUCCUUCUCUCCAGCCCCGUUUCCUCCCCGCACACAGACUGGGAUGUGGUUUCGGCUGUUUAAACGCAGAUCCCAACAGACACAUUCCGCAUGCUGGAUCCUCGCGCCCGAUUAAUCCAAACCGGCUCCAGAGUAGGGUUUAGCGCGGAGCAGGACGUGCGACACCGGAUUUCUCUUAUCCCAGGGUCAUCAAUAGAUGCAAAACCACUGAGACUUUGAGGUACAACAAGGAUGGAUUCUGGGAAGAGUCUCAUCUAUUCCAGACAUGGAAUGACGAGGAUAGGGAUGAGGGGAAAAGCUUUUAGUGCUGGUACUAUUGCUGUGGUAAAUGCACUUUAAAAUACAUUUCCCUUCCUGAAGCUGGGUGCUUUGAGCAGAACGUGAGGGAAAUCCAAAGGGAUACGGCCAGACUUUCCCAGGACUGGAUUGUUUUGGGGUCUGAUUUCCAGUUUUAGGUGGGAAGUGGGAGGGGGAAGCGAACAAGAGAUUUUUAUUUGGCAAUCGUUGACACCACUGAGAAGGGAAGUUCUUUUCCUAAAAACAGCACAGGAAGGAAUGACCUGCAGUUUGACAAAGCUUUUGGUUUCCCACAGCACCAUCAGUGUGGUCCAGGGAAGAGGUGGAUAGAUCUUAAAUAAUGCUUAUUAUUUUCAGUUUAUACCCAAAUCUGCCCAGGUAGCUCCUCUCCCCACCCCAAACUGCUGUUUUUAAGUGCACAGGGGCUCAGUGGGUAUUUGGAUCAAGGGCUGGGGGCAGGUGAUUUAACGCUGUGGAGCUCCUUGGAACAUGGACAUGGACAGUGUGGGAGAGGCUGACAAUGGGCAGGUACAGGAGGAGGGCUGAUUGCUCUAAUCAGGCAUGCAGCCAUCCUUGACUCGGAAUUUUUCUCCUCACUUCAGCGCCUUGGUUGCUUAGGUGCAUGUGGCUGGGAUUUGCCAGUUCCCCAUGGACUCAAGGGCUGGAUUUCUGGCUUACCUGGAAAUCUGUCCCUCAGCUCCACGCCCAAGGGCUGCGUGAGCAGCAGCACCAGCAGCAGAUGAAUUGACCAGCAGAAAGAGUCAGUUGGUCAUUGAUAAUAGAUCCUUUCACGGAGGAACAAAAUCAAGCCUUUUUCCUCUAAAGUUACCGCCUAAAUAAAGCAGGCUUAGGCUUCCUGUCUGAGACAGCUUUUACUGUUUUACUGAAAAUCAGAAUGACCUGAUUUUCCUUUGGGUUGUGUCCCAGAUGGAAUGGGUUCUCCCUCACUCUUCCCCGUAAUCCCAAAAAAACCUGUAUUUUUGUUGUCUUAAUGCUUA